Molecule: messenger RNA, 1128 nt
Organism: Hippocampus zosterae (dwarf seahorse)
Lineage: Eukaryota; Metazoa; Chordata; Actinopteri; Syngnathiformes; Syngnathidae
Product: zinc finger protein 804A-like
Exons: 4
Coding region: 626-1117 (163 amino acids)
Cellular component (GO): nucleus
Source: RefSeq, a predicted model, not a curated record
AGGAGGAGGAUGAAAAGCUGGAGCUGGAGAUGAUUAAGGCGGCAAGAGAGGAGAGGAGGGGAUGGCAAGCAAGGGGGGCGAGCGAGAGAGAGAGAGAGAGAGCAAGCGUCAGCACUCCAUGCGUUAAAAAGGGCAGAUGGUAACGGCGGGGAACAGGGGAGCAAAGCCCUCCUCUGGACGCGCAGCCAAAGAUCAGGGCGGCCACUCAACGCAUGCGGCCGGAACGCGCCGCAGUUAAGCUGGCCGGCAGAACACAUCGGCGGCGGCGGCGGCGGCACGCUGACAGUGCUGCCCAUGCUUCCUCUUCUUCUUCUUCUUCUUCUUCUCUGAGCCCACGCUGACAGGACACAGCAGAGCAGCAGCGGAGGAAAAAAAGUGUGCAAGGAGGAAGAGAAGGAGCCGCGAUUGCAGCGGGCAUACCGGGGGCAACAUUUGGGAGCAAGCCCCGAGCCAAAAGCCAAGCGGAAGAAAAGAAGGAGGCGCAUUUAGGACCUGCGAAAUAUUUCAAGGAGAAACUUGAGAAUUCAUCGGCCCGAGCGGCAGGCAGCGCGAGCGGACUCAACUCUGCGCGUUGCGCUCUCAGCGCCAGUCCGGGAAAAAAAAAAAAGUCGUCGAGGAGCUUCCAAUGGCGUGCUACUACAUCGUGAUCAGCUCCACCCACCUGCGUGACGGACAGCUCAGGAGCAUCAAAGGGGUGUUCCGAGGACCAAUCGGAGCCGGCGGACGCAAAAACAACCAAACGGAUGAGGGCGCCUCCAGCAACCUGUACUGCGAGCUGUGCGACAAACAAUAUGUGCGCCAGCAGCAGUUUGACAACCACAACAACUCCUACGACCAUCACCACAAGCAGCGUCUGAAGGAGCUGAAGCAGCGCGAGUUCCACCGGGCGGCGGCCUGCCGGAGGCAAAGGGAAGAGCGGCGGGAUGAGCGGCUGCUGCGCAAGAGGCUGCGGCAUCGCUCGCGGGGCGAGGACAAAGCCGACCGGCGCCGCGCCUCGGGUUCGGGCCCCAUGUUCCGCUCCACCACCGUGGCGGUGGAGCCGGCGAGCGGCACGGAGAAGGACGGCAGCUGCGGCGCGGGCGCUCCGGGGCCAGGUAAGGAGAUCCUCAAGACUUGACGAAGGCCGUC